ACAAUUUCAAUUUUCAAUAUUCCAAAUCCAAUUUUUUCAAUCAAUAUGCACAAUUAAUUAAGAUUAGUACUUAUGACAACUUUUGUUAUAAAAGUUUAAGCGGUUUGUUUGUUUUGAUUUCUGACUGUUUAUCACAGGGUUUGAAAUAAAAUAUGAGCAUAAAAAUAUCUAAUUAAAAUGAUGUUUGGUGAGCAUUCUAAAACGCAGUUUAUUGAACAAACAAGAGCUGCACGAGUGGAAAGAGCAAAUGAUCGUAAACGUGAGGAAUCAGCUAUCCUUAUCCAAUCUUUGGUUAGAGGAUGGCUUGUUCGCAAACGCACUCAAAACUUAAUACUGAAACAAUUUGAUGACACAUUUGAGAACAUCAAUGAUUUGAAACCUGCUAUUACUGUUUAUUUAUCUGUGAAAAAAUUUUUAAUUUAUUGGGAUGAAAAGCGAGAUAAACAUAGAUUUGAAAAACUCUGCAGAUAUAUAAUUCUUAGUCUGGAAUGUGAUGCAAUCAAACGUAGCUAYAUAUCAGUAGCUUUGUCUAGUGAGCAUGCAGUUAACUGGAUAAGUCAUGUUAAAGAAAUUCUGUCUAUUUGCCUAACUUACCUUACUAAACUUCAGCCAAAAUCAUUAGAUGAUUCUUCUUUUUUACACACUUUACUUCACAUGAUUGUAUCUUUUACAUCGACAUCAAGAUGGUGUGCAAUUAAUUCAAAUACUUCUUUGCAAGGGUUAAAACCUGGAUUAGAACGUUUAACAGAAAACUUGAUUGCACACUUAUUGAAUAAAAAUGUGUUUAAUACCAUGCAGGCAUUACUGAUUACUGGUUUAUCAGGUAUUAAAAUCUUAUUAAAACCUGUGGCUAUGACAGCUAUAAUGACUAUUUGCUGGAGAUGUUUAGUUUUGAGCAAUUUUUCAACAAAUAUUUUCCAAUUAUUUGUGAUUAAGAUUUAUUCUAUACCUUUAUUAGUAGAGCAUUUGAUAUCUCUCUCGCCUAAAAUGAUUGAAACAUUUAAUUCUGUUAAUUUACUUGAGAAGGUUAUGCAAUUAUUAAAUGAUCAAAAACAAUGCGAUGAAAUAUUUCAUUGCUUACAUCCUAGUUGGUGUUUAUCAUUGAUUGCAAACAUUGUGCAUUUAGCUGAAUUAAGCGCUGAAACAGAUCAAUUUGAAAGUAAUUCUACAUCAGUGUUUAUUGUAAGUUUCAAACUUUAUAUUGAUUUCAGGAUUAAUUAUGUGCAUUUAAUGGCACAUUAUGUUAUGCAUACUCAGAUCAAAGCACAAACAGCAGCUUUUAUCAAAGGGUUUAAAUAUGUUAUAAAUCCUGAAUGGUUAUCAUUAUUCUCUACUCCAGAACUUCAAAAACUGAUAUCCGGAGACAAUGCUCCAAUUGAUUUGCUUGAUCUUAGAAGAACCACACAAUACUAUGGAGGAUUUCAUGACUCUCAUCGUGUGAUUCUAUGGUUGUGGGAAGUUCUUCAAAAAGAUUUCACAGAAAAAGAAAGAUCACUUUUCCUGAAAUUUGUGACCAGUUGUUCAAAACCACCUUUACUUGGUUUUGCAUACCUGGAGCCACCAUUUUCCAUAAGAUGUGUCCAAGUAGCAGAUGAUGAAGACUUUGGUGACACACUUGUUAGUGUUAUUCGAGGAUUCUUCACUAUUCGUAAAAAAGAUCCAAAUCUUAGACUACCUUCGGCUUCUACRUGUUUCAACCUGCUCAAGCUUCCAAACUAUCAAAAAAAAAGUAUUCUUAGAGACAAACUUAGGUAUGCAAUUUCAUCAAAUACUGGAUUCGAACUGUCAUGAAUUUUCUUAUGCCAACAAAAUAAUUUCAUGUGAAAUUAAUUGAGGUUUAUAAUUGCUGAUGUGUAUGGUUAUGAAACUAGGAUGUACGAAUUAUGGCUAUCUUAUGUGAUGUAUUCAAAUAAUCUAUAUUUAUGAUUAUUUGUAAUUGUAAUUCUGUUAGGACUGAAUUAAUCAUUAUUAUUAUUAUUUUAUAUUGGAAAAUUAUUGAUUUCYGAGUUAUAUCAUUCCAAGUAAUGAAAUAAUUUUUAAAACAUUUAUUAUUAGGUUGAUUUAUAUAGAUAAUAAUAUGAAGAAAUAUA
This is a messenger RNA of Diuraphis noxia (Russian wheat aphid), 2090 nucleotides long. RefSeq names its product ubiquitin-protein ligase E3B. Gene Ontology annotation, molecular function: ubiquitin protein ligase activity; protein binding. The record is from RefSeq and is a predicted model, not a curated record. Gene Ontology annotation, biological process: ubiquitin-dependent protein catabolic process; protein polyubiquitination. Lineage: Eukaryota; Metazoa; Arthropoda; Insecta; Hemiptera; Aphididae.